AUGGACCAAGGGCUAAAAAGAUGGAAUUCAGAUAAUCCGUGGACGGGCUAUUCACCGGUUUUAGUUGCGUGGACAGUGAACGUGGAAAAGAAUCUUUUUAUCCGCCUACUACUCCAGGGACAUAAUUUGACAAUGGCAGAUAGAAAUGUCACUUUGAUCAAAGACUUAGACAAUAUGAGGGAUGAUUACACACUAAAAGUGUGUAUCAUCCGGCUGUGGAGAUCAUUAUCCGAAGUUAACCCCACUAUUGUCAAAUCACUUGAAAUGAUAUUAAUGGAUGAGAUGGGUACAAAAAUCCGAGCAAGUGUCUACCCAAGAGAUUUCCAAAGGUUUGAGUCCAAACUGAAAGAAGAUCAAGCUUUUUACAUCCGAUCCCCCACUAUAGCUCCAAACAGAUACACUUUUAAAAUAAGUGAUGUAAUCUCCAAGUUAAACUUGCAUGGACGAACAACUGUUCAUGAGUGUCUAACUUUUCAAUCCAAAACAACAUAUGACUUUUCUUGUGUAUCGUUUGAAAGCAUUAUUUCUGCAACAGCUACAUCUAAUAACUCAAUUGAUGUUAUUGGUGAAGUUGUUUCAUUAGGAAAGUUUGAUUCCCGUGAUGUCAGCAAAUCCAAACAUAGGCUAACUUUACAAAUCAGAAACUUAGAAGGUUUGCAGGUUAACGUCACAUUGUUUGGAGAUAUUGCAUACCAAUUGAUUUCUUAUCUUGAAGCUCAUAAACAAGUUGGUCGUGUGGUUGUUAUUUUGCAGUUUGCAAGACUUAAUGUCUAUAACGGAAUACCUUCCGUUAACAGUUAUUUUGAACACACACGGAUGUUCAUAAAUGUUGAUCUUCCCGAAAUUGUUACAUUCACAGAUAGUUGGUUGGAUUACGAGGACUUCAAAAUCCUUCUUCUUCUUUGA
This is a messenger RNA of Lactuca virosa, 906 nucleotides long. The record is from the annotation of a GenBank genome assembly. Lineage: Eukaryota; Viridiplantae; Streptophyta; Magnoliopsida; Asterales; Asteraceae.